AUGCAAAAAUUGACAAUUUUGAUAAUCAUCUUUGCAUCAUUUGGAGCAACAUUAUGUCUGGAAAAGAUCACUGUUGAUCUCGGGGAAGGCACUUCAAGUAUAUUAAAUCAAAAAUUAAUGGUUGCGUUCAUUCCUGAAGACAAAGUAAUUUUUGAUGCUGAAUACGAAAUAUCAUCGGGAUGGUUUACGAAAAUUUUUAUCAUGUUCAGCGAUUCCAUUGUGAUCAAUGGCUUCAGUCUAAGAGCAAACAGGAAUAUUUUUAAUCUUCCAGUCGGUGUUUAUAAAAGUUUUCCAUUUUUAAUAAGUUUUGAUGGAUCAAGAAGUUCAAUUAGCAAUAUCAACUAUAAACACUUUGAAAAUCUUAAAGCUCUUCAACUUCUCCGACUGGACGAAAAUAAGAUCUCUUUUAUUGAAUCGAAUGCAUUUAAAGAUUUAUAUGACUUGAAAAACUUGUAUUUACAUCAGAAUCUAUUGACAUCGAUUGACGGAACAAUUUUAAGUCGGCUUCAUAAUUUAUUGGAACUUUCAUUGGAUAGGAAUAAAAUUAAUUACGUAGCAGAAAAUGCAUUUGACUCACUUACAGAAUUAAGAAACUUGACACUAGCUGAAAAUAAUGAUGAGCUUUGGACUGAAAAACUUUUUAAAAAUAAUAAAAAGCUUAAAUAUUAA
Chironomus riparius is the source of this 669-nucleotide messenger RNA. NCBI's taxonomy places the organism in Eukaryota, Metazoa, Arthropoda, Insecta, Diptera, Chironomidae. The record is from the annotation of a GenBank genome assembly.